Molecule: messenger RNA, 1374 nt
Organism: Exserohilum turcica Et28A
Lineage: Eukaryota; Fungi; Ascomycota; Dothideomycetes; Pleosporales; Pleosporaceae
Exons: 1
Coding region: 73-1374 (433 amino acids)
Molecular function (GO): sarcosine oxidase activity; flavin adenine dinucleotide binding; saccharopine oxidase activity
Source: RefSeq, a predicted model, not a curated record
GAAUAGAAGGUGGACAGCAGCACACAAUGAGGCCUCCAAGAUCACUAAACAGCCUCAUCUUCCCUCGCCACCAUGCCACAGACAAGUCAUAGCAACCUCCUUAUUAUAGGUGCUGGAACAUGGGGGUGUUCUAUAGCCCUCGAGCUUGCUCGGCGUGGCUACACUUCCAUUACUGUACUGGAUGGCAGCUCAUUCCCUGCUGACAUCUCCGCCGGCAACGACCUCAACAAAAUUGCCGAGGAGGCAAACGAGCCGUCGGAAUCCGACAGUGAUGAAGGCUACUUCUGGAACCGGAUGACUCAGCUCGCAAUGCACGCUUGGAAGCACGACCCCCUCUUCUCAUCCUUUUACCACGAUACCGGCUUCAUCAUGUCCGCUGUGGGUGAUGCAGCAUACGAGCGCUGCAAAGAGUACGCGAGGACGGAGAAAACCACCCCCGUGGCUCUGAACAGCAAAGAGGAUUUUCAGUGUACGAUGCCGAAAGACGUGCUGCAGGGCGAAUUUCCGGGCUGGAGGGGCUUUUGGAAGAAACAAGGUGCGGGGUGGGUGUUUGCAAGUGGCGCUUUGCGAGCCAUGCACAAUGAAGCGGUAAGACUAAGCGUGAGUUUUGUGACAGGAGAUGCUGGCAAGGUGCAAGAACUACUGUACUCUUUAGAUAAGAGUGUCGUUCUGGGAGCGAGGGUCGCAGAUGGUGCCGAAUACGUUGCGAAGCACACGAUACUAGCAGCCGGCGCCGGCAGUGAUCUGCUCCUAGACUUUGAAAAGCAACUUCGGCCUACAGCAUGGACACUUGCACACUUACCCCUGUCUGCAGAGGAGGCAGAGCAUUAUCGUAACCUGCCUGUGCUGUAUGGUGUAGACCGAGGCUUCUUUAUCGAGCCUGACAUGGAAAACCACGAGAUGAAGCUUUGCGAUGAACAUCCCGGAUAUAUCAAUCCGGUCAUUAGCAAUGGCGAGCUGCGCUCAGUCCCAUUUGCACGCCAUCAAAUACCCAAGGAGGCUGAAGCACGCAUGCGUUGCCUUCUCGCAGAGACAAUGUCGCAGUUCGCCGAGCGCGACUUCAGCUUCGCACGGAUAUGUUGGGACACAGACACUGUCGACCGUGUCUUCCUCAUUGACAGGCACCCCAAGAUUUCAAGUCUUAUCGUAGCCGUCGGAGGCUCUGGUAAUGGUUUCAUGGCAUGUCCAGCCAUUGGGAUGCUUGUUUCUGACGUCUUCGAGGACAAAUGUGAAACGAGGCUCAGGGAGACGAUGAGAUGGCGACCGGAAAUCAGCAUAGACAGAGAUUGGUGGGAUGCACAGGGCAGGUAUGGUGCCCAUGAAAAGGUGAUGGAUUUUCGAGAUGUAGAUGAGUGGACUACCAUAGGCGUGUAG